Messenger RNA from Octopus sinensis (East Asian common octopus), 1853 nucleotides. RefSeq names its product intraflagellar transport protein 52 homolog. Gene Ontology annotation, cellular component: intraciliary transport particle B; cilium; centriole. Gene Ontology annotation, biological process: cilium assembly; intraciliary transport. The record is from RefSeq and is a predicted model, not a curated record. The coding region runs from base 260 to 1573 and encodes 437 amino acids. NCBI's taxonomy places the organism in Eukaryota, Metazoa, Mollusca, Cephalopoda, Octopoda, Octopodidae. The transcript is spliced from 2 exons.
ACCGUGGACACCGGUGACGACUGUCUCCAAGGCAAUAAACGCCAUGUUGUAAUCAAACUCCUCCGUUGACAACGUUAUCUUCUUUAUAUUCACCUCCAAACUAUCAAUAGCUUAUUGGUAUUGAUCUAGUGAAUCGAAUUGUGGUUUAUGGGUCAAAACUUCAUCUAAGACAUUCAUUUACAGCAUUCUGUGCCGUAAUGGCGAAACAUCAGGGCCAAUAUUAAAUGAAGUGGGUUGAUAUCUAAAACAUUCCAGAAACAUGGCACCUGUCACAGAAGGCGUUGAAGGUGGGAAUCCUGGUAACUUGAUACUUUUUAAUACUUGCAAAAACGAGUUGUUCUCCCUGGGUCGAGGUUUCAAAACCUUCAGUCGUAAACUUCGGUCUGACUGGAGAUUCCAAAACAACAAGGACUCGAUUACCGAGGAGAAGCUCGCCAGUGCCCGUGUGUUUGUCCUGGCGGCUCCCCGCGAGAAAUUCACUCAGGAUGAGUUCAAUGUCAUGAAACACUACGUUGCCAAGGGCGGCAAUAUAUUUGUGAUGCUGGGUGAAGGCGGAGAAGACCGAUACGAAAACAACAUCAACUUCCUGCUUGAAGAAUAUGGUAUUAUGAUAAACAGCGACUCUGUUGUGAGGACAUCUUAUCACAAGUAUUUCCACCCUAAAGAAGUGUUGGUACAGAAUGGGGUCCUGAACAGAGCCAUCAGCCAAGCAGCAGGGAAGCUGAACUCAGGACUGAUCAGUGAUUCUGAUGGUGGGAACAAUGCACAAGCACUCUCGUUUCUGUAUCCUUUUGGUGCGACCCUGAAUGUCAUUGCUCCAGCUGUGUCCAUCUUGUCGUCAGGCACUGUGUCGUUCCCACUCAACCGUCCAGUGUGUGCCCUGUAUUCCAGCCAGCAAAGCAAAGGCAAACUCGCCGUUCUCGGUUCUGUACAUAUGUUUAACGAUACUUACUUAGAGAAAGAAGAGAAUCUGAAGAUCCUGGAAGUUCUGCUGAAAUUUCUCACCACAAACAACAUCAAACUGAACCAGAUCGAUGCCGAUGACCCAGACAUAUCUGACUACAACAUGCUGCCACAAAUGUCCACCUUGUCUGAAGAACUGAAGACUUGUUUGCAGGAAACGGACGACAUUCCUCGCGACAUUGCCUCCCUGUUUGACAACUCUCUGUACAAACUGGACACGUCCCUCAUCCCCACAGCGAUUCGGGCCUACAACGAACUGCAUGUGAAGCAUGACACCCUUGCACUGAUCACCCCACAGUUUGAAACCCCUCUCAGUCCACUCCAGCCGGCUGUUUUCCCGUUGGCUCUUCGGGAACUGCCUGCCCCCAGUUUGGAUCUGUUUGACCUCGACGAGCAAUUCUCGUCGGAGAAGGCUCGUCUGGCCCAACUCACAAAUAAGUGCACAGACUCUGACCUUGAGUAUUACAUACGAGAGUGUGGAGAUAUUUUAGGGGUGACCACUAAACUCUCUUCAGAAUCGAAAGAUGCCAAACAUAUACUGGAAUAUAUCUUCCUGCGAGUUGUGGAAUUCAAGAAGCUAAACCAGGAAACUGAAUAUGCAGGUGUUUAAUAUAUAAAAUGAUGCUACAUUACCUUGGAAGAUGUCAAGUGCCUUUCUGUUCUUUACUGCUCUGGGUGACCAUUACAGUAAUAAUUUUCAACUGUCAUGUUACCGUUUCUAACUAGUUACCAAUUGACAGAGUUGUCUCCUCUUGUCCAUUCAUCUGUUCUCUUAACUCUUUGUAAAUACAUUUGACUAGAGACACACAUAGAUUUACAUUUGUAUAUAUAUAUAUAUAUAUAUAAUAAUAAAUAUUAGGGAAUAAAUCCAAAUUUACAGGGAAAAUCAG